GGCUGCGAUCGCAGUCGCUGCUGGGCAGGCGGCCAGAACGGAACGGAGCGAGCGCCUGGCGGACGACGGCAGGCAACCCGCUGAUCGCGCGAGACGAGCGCGCUGCAUACCCACUCUUCUGCUUUACAUAUUUAUUGGCCGGGCACGGGAGUUUGUUUCGCGCAGCUCAAAUUGCCGCGCAAAUUGCGUUUGCGAAGAAAAAUGGGGAUCGAAAUCGAGUUGGCCGCGACCUCCGCACCUCCGGCGCAGCGUGGGUGCAAUUUUGACGGUGUCGACUUUCGCCGUCUAAUCAGUGUCCGCUGAUUUGCCAGUUGAUGGUGAGUGCUAAUCAUGCUCGGUCGGUGCUUCUCCGACACGUGAAGCCGAGUGUGAUGCACGCGUGCAUUGUUCAUGAAUAAAAAGCAAUCUCGCGGCCCGAUCGAGAAAAUAUUUUCCGGCGCGUGUGAUUGAUCGGUGGCUGCGUCGGCGGCGAUAAGCGUUGAUUAAUGACGACGCAAUGAACGCGUCGACGGCCAACCUGACGCUGGCGGCGGCCAACGCGACGGAUGAGGCCAUGGAGCGGCCCCCGACGGCCGCCGACAUCCUCAGCAGCGUGGACAACGUGGUGCUGGCCACCGUGUUGCUGCUCUUCUCGGUGGCCACCGUGUUCGGCAACGGGUUGGUGAUCGCGGCCGUCGUCCGCGAACGCUACCUCCACACGGCCACCAACUUUUUCAUUUUGUCGCUGGCCGUGGCCGACUGCCUCGUCGGCCUCGUCGUCAUGCCCUUCAGCGCCGUUUACGAGGUCUUGGAGAAGCAGUGGCUGUUCGGCGUGAAUUGGUGCGACGUGUGGCGUUCGCUGGACGUGCUUUUCAGCACGGCGUCCAUCCUGAACCUGUGCGUGGUGUCUCUGGACAGAUACUGGGCCAUCACGGAUCCGCUCACCUACCCAAAUCGCAUGUCCAACAAGCGGGCCAUCGUGCUGAUCGCGACCGUGUGGCUCUGCUCGAGCCUCAUCUCUUUCCCGGCCAUCGUGUGGUGGCGCAUGGACCGCGAAGGACCCGUGCCAGACUUCAAGUGUCCCUUCACCGAGAACCUCGGCUACCUGCUCUUCUCCUCCACCAUCAGCUUCUACCUCCCUUUGUUUGUCAUGGUCUUCACUUACUGCAGAAUUUACAGGGCGGCCGCCAUUCAGACGCGCAGCCUCAAACUCGGCUCAAAACAGGUCAUGAUGGGCUCGAGCGAGCUGGAGCUGACCCUGCGUAUCCACCGGGGCGGCACUCACGGCAGCGGCUCCUCGCAGGAGGGUGGCCGGUGUGACGAGAGCAGCUGCAAUCGCGUUGCAUCGAAAAACGUGCGCAACUUCUCGUUCAGCCGGCGGCUGGCUAAAUUCGCCAAGGAGAAGAAGGCAGCCAAGACGCUGGGCAUCGUGAUGGGCGUCUUCAUCGUGUGCUGGCUGCCCUUCUUCGUAGUCAACCUGCUGAGCGGAAUGUGCCGCAGCUGUAUCGAGCACGAAGAGCUGGUCAGCGCAAUUGUCACGUGGCUCGGAUGGAUCAACUCGUCCAUGAACCCGGUCAUUUACGCCUGCUGGAGCAGAGACUUUAGAAGGGCGUUCGCUCGGAUUCUGUGCGUAUGUUGUCCCCGUCGGGUGCGGCGCCGCUACCAGGCCACCCUCCGGCCCAGGGCUAGCCAGAGAUUUUCCUCGGGACGGUUCUACUCGUCGUGCGCGCUGCACCAUGCUUCAAACAGCUGCCAAAAGACCUACAUAUGAGAGAGCAUGCUCUAGGAUGACAAAACGUGGUUGCUUUCGAUUUUUUGUAGGUUGCUAUGACGUUCUCCGAUAACUGAUUUGAAAGCGGAGCAAGCAAGAGAUGCUUUGAAAGAAAUUAAAAAAAAAAUCAAAACUCACGUAAUGUGUAUGUUAAUUAUUUUGUUGGUGGAAAUGAUGUGCACUUUUCGUAACCUGUCUCAAUGAGUGUUUCAUCGUCUAUGGUUGUUCACUGUGAGAUUAAAAAUUGUGAAAUGUUCCCAAUUUUAUUCUGACCUAAAUGGAAGUGGGCUAUUUGCCCAAUUAAAACACACAACCCUAAUUUGAUUAAAUGUU
Molecule: messenger RNA, 2083 nt
Organism: Cloeon dipterum
Lineage: Eukaryota; Metazoa; Arthropoda; Insecta; Ephemeroptera; Baetidae
Gene: Dop1R2
Product: dopamine receptor 2
Exons: 5
Coding region: 497-1750 (417 amino acids)
Biological process (GO): adenylate cyclase-activating adrenergic receptor signaling pathway
Cellular component (GO): plasma membrane
Molecular function (GO): adrenergic receptor activity
Source: RefSeq, a predicted model, not a curated record